UUCUCGGAUGUCGGAUCUCGGGUUUCUCAGCUAUUUUCAUUUUCAAAAGGUUUAAUAUUAUUGAUGUCCUGUUGUUCAUGAUUUGUUGUUUUGUAAUACUUUGCCAAAACGGUCCAGAGGUGAAAUCAUGAAUCUGAACAAAAUCUGCCGAAUGUGCUUGUCGGAAAAGACGCGCGUCAAGUCUAUCUUUAAAAAUUAUAAACGGGAGCGUUUGCUUACCAUCAUUACUAAAGUUGUUCAACUGGAGGUGAACGAAAACGAUGGUCUUCCGGAGAAUAUUUGCAAACCUUGUGCUAGCACGCUUAUACGAAUUCAGGAUAAUAUUCAAGAGUUCCGUUGUAAUGAACGUAAACUUCGGGAGGAAGUUGAAAAACUACGGCACAAAACGACGCCUCUUGAGCCUAUUGAAAAUGAACUUACAUCAAACAAACAACCAGUGCAGAAUGAAUGGCCGGAAUGCAAUACAACAGCAGAUAACUUAGAAGUAUUUCUAAAAAUGGAACUUGCGGAACCUGUCAUCUCAAAAACCACAGAGCACUGUUUCAGUGAAAAGUUGCAAUUGAGUCAUUUAGCUGACACGGCAGGUAAUCUACUGCUAGAGGAAAAUGUGUCAACAAUUGCAAAGAUUUCUAAUACAGAUGAAACAAACUCAUUGCCGGAUAACAGCCAAAGUAAUUCAGAAUAUGAACUUGAACGUCGAUCGGUGAAGCGGGAACUUCCAAAAAUAUCCUCGGUCACGCGAAAAAGAAACAUGGUCCGUAAUUUGGAAGAGCUAAAAGUCAAACGCAAACGUCGACGGAUAUCCGUGCAUGAUGAUGAAUCACGACCUAAGGUUAACGAUCACAAGUGCUAUAUCUGUCGAAGUGAAUCCCUGGGAUCGGCUAAAGCUUUAUUGGAACAUUUAACUGUUCAUUUGGAUCGAACACCUUAUAGCUGUACUGAAUGCAAAAUGGAAACAAUCGUAUUGAAAAGUGUUCGUUCACUGAAUGUACACCUAAAAAUGCAUGCUCAACCAAUGAAGUGCGAGUACUGUGACCGCCGGUAUUGUGACGAGCGAGCACGUGAUUAUCACGUUAAAACUUUCCAUUUGGGAGAAAGCGCGCCAUGUCCGUCCGCAUGUGAACAAUGUGGAAAAGUAUGCAAAUCAAUAUCGGCGCUAAAAAGCCACAUGCGCGAUCAUCGACUCAGUCUAAAAUGUGAAUACUGUGAAAAAAUUUUCCACCGGCGUAAUAAACUAAAAGAACAUAUUACCCGAGUGCAUGAAAAGGCAGAAAAAUACGAGUGCAAUCUUUGCCAUCGCGUGGUACAUUCACUGGAAAGCUACAACUCACACCUGAAAAUGCAUAUGAGCGAGAAGACUUACGAAUGCGAUCUUUGUCCGAUGAAAUUUUAUACAGCAGGCAAUCUGGGUCUUCAUAAGAGAAUUCAUUCUGGUAAUGCUAACUACAAACCGCACAAAGACUGGAGCGGUCAUUAUACUGUUUACCACGAACCAAAUCAAGACAAGAUCUAUACUUGCAAACUUUGUGGUAAAACCUACACCAAGACAGUUAUGAAGAUAAAUAACCAUUUGAAAAACCAUUUCAAAGAAAUCAAAUGUGAUCGGUGCGACCUAAAAUUUGUUAACGAUUCUCAACUUAAAACUCACUAUGUUGUUCACACUGGCAUCAGACAAUAUAAAUGUGAAUUCUGCGGCAAAGAUUUUCUGCAUAAAAACAACCUUACGCAGCAUUUGAAACUACAUAGGAACGAACAAAAUUUUGCGUGCGAAUUCUGCGGUAAGCUAUUUACGUACAAAGAAGGCAUGAAGGCCCACAUACGAAAUCAUCAUUUGCGAGAAAGCCCUUAUGAAUGUGUCAUAUGUAGAAAAAAAUUUGUAGAUAAUGCAUCGCUCACUAGGCAUACGAUCGCUGAACAUGAAGAACCACCAAAGCAAGUCGAUUUGGGCCCUCCCCCCUUGAUGGGACUAGCACCACCAUCUGGACAACUACCCAGGUUUGAUCAAAUCACGUUAACGUUGGCAUCGGAAUUACAUCCGCUGAUUUGAAAAUAACUAAAAUCAUAGCAGGUAAUAAAUUGCAGUU
This is a messenger RNA of Sabethes cyaneus, 2084 nucleotides long. Its product is annotated as zinc finger protein 83-like. Gene Ontology annotation, cellular component: nucleus. NCBI's taxonomy places the organism in Eukaryota, Metazoa, Arthropoda, Insecta, Diptera, Culicidae. Gene Ontology annotation, molecular function: RNA polymerase II transcription regulatory region sequence-specific DNA binding; DNA-binding transcription factor activity, RNA polymerase II-specific; zinc ion binding. The record is from RefSeq and is a predicted model, not a curated record. The coding region runs from base 128 to 2047 and encodes 639 amino acids. Gene Ontology annotation, biological process: regulation of transcription by RNA polymerase II. The transcript has 2 exons.